Molecule: messenger RNA, 3205 nt
Organism: Urocitellus parryii (Arctic ground squirrel)
Lineage: Eukaryota; Metazoa; Chordata; Mammalia; Rodentia; Sciuridae
Gene: Rfng
Product: RFNG O-fucosylpeptide 3-beta-N-acetylglucosaminyltransferase
Biological process (GO): pattern specification process
Cellular component (GO): Golgi membrane
Molecular function (GO): O-fucosylpeptide 3-beta-N-acetylglucosaminyltransferase activity
Source: RefSeq, a predicted model, not a curated record
GCAUGAGCCGCGCGCGGGGCGCGCUGUGCCGGGCCUGCCUCGCGCUGGCCGCGGCCCUGGCCGCGCUGCUGCUGCUGCCGCUGCCGCUGCCGCUGCCACACGCGCCCGCCCCGGCCCCGGGCCCCGGCCCGACCCGCGCCGCUCCCCGCCUGCGGCCCGACGACGUCUUCAUCGCCGUCAAGACCACCCGGAAGAACCACGGGCCGCGCCUGCGGCUGCUGCUGCGCACCUGGAUCUCGCGGGCCCGCCGGCAGACGUUCAUCUUCACCGACGGAGACGACCCCGAGCUCCAGCUGCUGGGAGGCGGCCGCGUCGUCAACACCAACUGCUCGGCCCUGCGAACCCGCCAGGCGCUCUGCUGCAAGAUGUCCGUGGAGUACGACAAGUUCAUCGAGUCAGGUCGCAAGUGGUUCUGCCACGUGGAUGAUGACAACUACGUGAACCCCGAGGGCUUGCUGCAUUUGCUGUCCGCCUUCUCUCCCAGCCAGGACGUCUACCUGGGGAGGCCCAGCCUGGACCACCCCAUCGAGGCCACCGAGAGGGUUCCUGGAGGCGGCACUGUGACCACAGGCAAGUUCUGGUUUGCCACUGGUGGGGCCGGGUUUUGCCUGAGCAGGGGCCUUGCUCUCAAGAUGAGCCCGUGGGCCAGCUUGGGCAGCUUCAUGAGCACUGCUGAGCGGGUGCGGCUGCCGGAUGACUGCACAGUGGGCUAUAUCGUGGAGGGGCUGCUGGGUGCUCGCCUGCUGCACAGCCCCCUCUUCCACUCCCACCUGGAGAACCUUCAGAGGCUGCCUCCCGAGGCCGUGCUCCAGCAGGUCACCCUAAGCUACGGGGGUCCCGAGAACCCACACAACGUGGUGAACGUGGCUGGAGGCUUCAGUCUGCAGCAGGACCCCACACGGUUUAAGUCUGUGCACUGUCUGCUGUACCCAGACACAGACUGGUGUCCCACGCAGAGGAGGGGUGACCUCAGCUCUCGGUGACUGAGGACUCCUGGUGGCCACCCCCAGUUGUCCCCAGGCAAAGCCAGUCCUGCAACUCACAAUUUGGGAGAAGACUGCCCACCCCAGACUCGGGCCCUUCCGUGUGGAUCGCUCAGACUGCAGAGCAACCACUGCUGGGAGGAGUGGAAGAGCCCAGAGGUGACCCACAGCUCAGGAGCAGGAGGGACCUAGAGAUGGCAGCUGGGGCCCCAGGAGCCGCACAGCAUGAGAGGCCAGGGCCCAGACCUGGUGACACCCUAGGCAGCCACCACACGAGUCACACAGGCUGGGGUGUCUGGCAGGUUACAGGAAGUGGCCAUGCCUUGUCAGUGCCUGUCCAGCCUGGAGUGGUAAGCCCCGAGACCCUGCGGCCCCUCGCACCUUGCCAGCUCUUGCCAGGGGGGCCCAGGAGAGGAGCGGCCAGGCCUGACCUCCCUCUCCAGAGCAGCCCACAGCCCAGAAGCCCCUGCGCGGCCCCAGCAGAGCAGUCGGCAGCUCCCGUGCCCUCCAAAGGGAGCUGUGUCCCCCCGGGUAGCUGCUGCACCUGCCUUCCAGAGAGAAGGAGACCACCAGGUGUGCAGCUUCGUCCACCUCUGAAAGAGGAAGUGGGUGAAACACUGGCUCUCUUUGGUGUCUUGUAUUUCACAAGCUGCCUACAGUGGACAUGUAGUAGACAUAUAGAAAAAGUAGGAAAAAAGUGGAACGUUAUUGACAUUAAAAAUUGUUGGGCUGGGGACGUAGCUCAGUAGCAGCUGGUGCAUGAGUCCCUGGGCUCCAGCACCUGUGUACUUGGUCAUUCUCUGGACAAGCCUCUACUAAGCUUCAGUACCCCCCAUGUGACUGCCUACCAGGCACCUGAGGACCAGUGCCCAUAGGUUGGACCUGGCCAGCAAGCUGGGGAGGGCUCCAGGGCCGGAUGGGAAGAACUGAUGCAAACAGUUGGCGCCCACUACUUGCAGAUUCACCCCUCGCUAAAUUUUAUGUGUAACCCUGAACCAAUAUUUGCUUAGAAGAGGAGAUUAUUCACAGAUGCACAGGGUGGGGGCAGUUUGAGUGGCCGCCUUGGCAAUUUAGGGAGCUCUGUCUGAAGAUGAGAAAAGGGCUGGGUUCAGUCCCAGCACUGCAAAAGUAAAACUCAGUGGCUGAUGGACCACUUCCCGGCUAAGGCCAGGCUCAGGGACCUGCCCUCUGGCUCUGCUCUGAGGCGGGGACACGGGUGCUCUAGUGCAGUCCUGCUCAGGCCGCUGGACCUGCUGGAGCCCCAACUCUGGCACCCAGAGGUGGCCAGCCUCAGACAAGUCACUUAAAACAUUUUACUUUCUCUCAAAAAAUAGACUCUGCAGAAGGCGUUGCCCCUAAGCUGCAGGAGAGAGAGGUCUGUUUCCUGGCAGCCACGGCUGAGCAUGAGUUGAUUCCGUGGUUGCACAACUCUGAGUGUGAUGAAAACCAUCGAAUUAUACAUAGGGACUGCCCAAAGCCUCCCGAGAUGGGCUGGUUGAGAGGCCCAAGCAGCACUGGGCACCGGGGAUCUGUCCAAAGCACGCCUGGGGGCGACCUGGUGCUGCAGCUCAUCCUGGGGGCAGCAGCAGAGGGGUCCUCUGCCUGUGUCUGCAGCCAGGGGCCAGGGGUGGAGUUCAGAGCCCGACGUCAGACACCUGGUUUAUCCGGUCUGGGAAGGUCCAAGCCUGGCUGGUCACACAAGAUCAAGGUGCAGUGUGAUUCCCAGCCAAGAUACAGAAAGGAAGGUGGUGGUGGGGAGACGCCUGUAUUCCCAGCGCCUCCAGAGGGGGGCAGGAGGACCACACGGUGUAGGCCAGCCCCGGGAACUUGGGGAAGCCUUCUCACAAUGUCAAAAGGGCUGGGAGGUAGAGCACUCUGGGCUCAACCCCAGGAAGGGGCCGGGGGAGUGAGUCAAGAUAUCAAGAGUAAGAUUGGAAGAGCACAGUAUGGAGCCCCUAGUUUUAUUAUUUAUUUUUGGUGCUAUGGAUUGAACCCAGGACCUUGCACAUACUAGACAAGUUCUCUACCGCUGAACAACAUCCCCAGCCUUUAUAAUUCGAUUUUAUUAACAAACAUUUCCACAAAGAGAUCUCCAGGACGAGAUGGUCCGAUUGACUAGACAUUCAACUCGGCAAAUAGAGGACCUUUCCCAACUCCUACCCCAGGGCCAGCAGGACCUGCUUCCAGCUCCGACAAAUACAUUGUGAAAACACUGACGCUUA